Molecule: messenger RNA, 3830 nt
Organism: Zalophus californianus (California sea lion)
Lineage: Eukaryota; Metazoa; Chordata; Mammalia; Carnivora; Otariidae
Gene: FLYWCH1
Product: FLYWCH-type zinc finger 1
Exons: 11
Coding region: 646-3042 (798 amino acids)
Source: RefSeq, a predicted model, not a curated record
GCUUCCCCGCGGGGUGGCGCGCGCUCCCGGCUAGUGGGGCGGCGCGCGGGCACGGGGCUCGCUCCCGAGAGGGCAGGUGGGGGCUGGGAGCGGGCGCUAGGGUUGUGGUGGCCGGAGGCGCCUGGGCCGCGAGGUCGACGCCUGUGGCUGCGGCGGCCGAGGCCAAAGGACCCGCCGCGGCUCGGUCUCCGGAGAGCGAGGGCUCCGCUGCUGCCGCCGCCCGGCCGGUGCCCGGUAAAAUCAGUCCAGAGAAUCGAUGGAAUUUGCCCCAAGUGUUGCACCCAGCAAGCUGGCAGUAAGGACCCGGGUACUGGCGGAUGGGGAUGGCGGUUCUCACUCUCUGUGCGUGAAGGCCAGAAGCCAGGGAGCCCGGAGUGACUGUGGAUUUUCCGGACACCUCUACAGCCCCGUUCCCUCCCAGCUGAGGCAGCGCGAGCCCCGCUUCAGGCACAAGGUCACUGCCUUCCUGGGGCCCCGGCAUCUCCUGAGUGUUGCGUGGUCCAGGGCCUCCAGCCUGGGAUGAGAGACGGAUCUAGUUGACGGAGCCCCUGGACUGCCAGGUUCCCGACCAGGGAGGAGGAGGAGGAAGAGAACUCCAUCUGCUGGGGCCUGAGUGUGGCCUGGGGGACGGGCCAUCGUCCCAGAAUGCCCCUGCCGGAGCCCAGCGAGCAGGAGGGCGAGAGUGUGAAGGCUGGCCAGGAGCCGUCCCCGGAAUCCCCUGAGCCAGGCACAGAUGUUGUCCUUGCAGCGCCCACAAAGCCCAAAGAGUUCUCCAAACUGGUCCUGCUGACGGCCUCCAUGGAGAAUGUGGAUGGGGUGGACUCCCAGCCCAAAGGAGGGCACUGUGUCAUGUCCCUGGAGAUGUCUGGUCCUGACACACUGGCCAGGACCCCCCAGAUCCUGCCAGUGGAGGACCAAGUGGGGGCAGCCCAGACAACCCCCCAGGCCCCUGAGCAGACAUGCAGCAAGCCAGAUACAGCAGCCCCCAAGCCCCUGGAGUUCCUGAGGACCCCUUUCGGGGGCCGCCUCCUGGUGCUCGAGUGCUUCCUGUACAAGCAGGAGAAGGCAGUGGGCGACAAAGUCUACUGGAAGUGCCGUGAGCACUGUGAGCUGGGCUGCCGGGGCCGGGCCAUCACCCGAGGCCCACGGGCCACAGUGAUGCGGGGCCACUGCCACCCGCCGGACGAGGAGGGCCUGGAGGCGCGGCGCCGGAGACAGAAACUGCCCGGCCCAGCCCUGCCUGAAGGCUUGGGGGUUCCAGAGGGCCCUCGGGGCCGAGUGGAAGAGCCGCUGGAAGGGGUGGGCCCAUGGCUGUGCCCUGAGGAGCCAGAGCCCACCCCCGGGUUGGUGCUGAGCAAACCGGCCACAGAGGAGGAUGAGGGGCUGCGAGCCCUGUCACUGCUGAGCUUGCCCCCCAAGAAACGCCCAACACUGGGGAUCGGAGAACCCCGGCCCUUGGAGUUCCUGAGGACAUGCUAUGGGGGCAGCUUCCUGGUGCACCAGUCCUUCCUGUACAAGCGGGAGAAGGCCGUGGGGGACAAGGUUUACUGGACGUGCCGGGACCACGCACUGCACAGCUGCCGCAGCCGGGCCAUCACCCAGGGCCAGCGGGUGACUGUGAUGCGGGGCCACUGCCACCCGCCUGAUGUGGAGGGCCUGGAAGCCCGGCGGCAGCAGGAGAAAGCCGUGGAAACGCUGCAGGCCAGGCCUGGUGGGCCUGGGGGCCAAGUGGACAAGCUGCUCCAAGGCGUGGACAGCCUGCUCUACCGCAGGGGGCCGGGGACUCUGACUCUCACCAGAGCCCGGCCUAGGAAGCGCACAAAAGUCCUUCCGGCCCAGCCCCAGGCCCCGCAGGGAUCCCCCACUGAGGACCCGGACGAGGACCCUGGAGGCCCUGAGUUCCUGAGGACCCCUCUGGGGGGCAGCUUCCUGGUGUACGAGUCCUUCCUCUACAGGAGGGAGAAGGCGGCCGGGGAGAAGGUGUAUUGGACGUGCCGGGACCAGGCCCGCAUGGGCUGCCGCAGCCGGGCCAUCACGCAGGGCCAGCGGGUGACCGUGAUGCGGGGCCACUGCCACCCGCCCGACCUGGGGGGCCUGGAGGCCCUGAGGCAGCGGGAGAAACGCCCAGGUGCGGCUCAGCGGGGGAGCCCAGGAGGCCCUGAGUUCCUGAGGACCCCUCUGGGGGGCAGCUUCCUGGUGUACGAGUCCUUCCUCUACAGGAGGGAGAAGGCGGCCGGGGAGAAGGUGUACUGGACGUGCCGGGACCAGGCCCGCAUGGGCUGCCGCAGCCGGGCCAUCACGCAGGGCCAGCGGGUGAUGGUGAUGCGCAGGCACUGCCACCCGCCCGACCUGGGGGGCCUGGAGGCCCUGAGGCAGCGGGAGCAGCUCCCCAGCCCGGCCCAGAGGGAAGGCUCAGGAACCCUCCGGCCUCUGGAGUUCCUGAGGACGUCCCUCGGGGGCAGGUUCCUGGUGUACGAGUCCUUCCUCUACAGGAAGGAGAAGGCAGCUGGGGAGAAGGUGUACUGGAUGUGCCGGGACCAGGCCCGGCUGGGCUGCCGCAGCCGGGCCAUCACACAGGGCCAGCUGGUGACGGUGAUGCGUAGCCACUGCCACCCGCCCGACCUGGCAGGCCUGGAGGCCCUGAGGCAGCGGGAGAGGCUCCCCAGCGUGGCCCAGCAGGAGGACCCAGAGAAGAUGAAACUUCCGCCGGAAGUGCAGGAAGGUGGAAGGUACAAAACGGGACAGCCAGUCCCCGUGAGGCCAAUCUCCUCCCAACUCCAGCAGACGGACCUCAUGUGUUGCCAGCGUCAAGGGCGCGCCAAGUGCGCCCGGGCCCCUGGCCUUUCCCACCCGGUUAGACCUUGCUUCACACAAACUCUCUUCCGCCCUUCUGCAGUGCUGGUGGCCUUCACGUUUCCUCGAGGGUCUCCCAGGAGCCCUGCUUUGGUGGUGUCUCCGAGCAGGCAAACAAGAGUGCCAGGAGCUGGCGGCUUGCAGGUGUGCGUGACCUGGGGCAAAAGGUCCGGCCCACGAAAGAGCUGAAGAAGCGUCUUUCCACAAAGAGGCCUCUUCCCUGCGCUGCUGCUCCCAGCUGCAAGCACCCAUCCAUUUUCAGAGCGUGACUUUGCCAAGGACGGUCCAGUGUGGUGUGGGCGUACUCGGAGAAGGUGCCGCUGCUUCCCGCUGAGCUGCCCCCGCGGAGCGCCGCCCCCCCCCCCCACGGGUUUUCCGGGCAGGUGCCAAGUGGACCUUCGCGCUCCUGGGCCACCUGCUGCUGCGCUGCAGCCGGCCCUCGUGGCGGCAGAGCAAGCCAAAGCAGAGGCCUCACUACACCCCCUGUCGGAGUCUCUCCCCUUUGCAGGCUUCCGACUUAAACCAGGGCCUUGGUCGGCACAGCAGGUGUCGUUCCCGGCAGCGGGAGCCAGCCCGGAUGCCCACGGGAAGCCGGGGCAGACACCAGCGGGCUGCCAUGUCUGGCUGAAGCACGAGAGGCAGGCCCGGUGGUGGCGGAGGCCCACCCCGUUCUCCCGGCUGGGAGCGCGGCAGCGGGCUGGCCUAGCAGGCCCGCGGAGAAGCAGGCUGACAUGGGCCAGGAGCUCCCGAGGCAGCUGCUUGCUAACGGGUCACUAACGGGGCCACGCCUCACGGCCAGCUUUCUUGCGCGCGCUGUGACCCGUGCUGUAGUCGCAGAGGGAGCCCCAAGCCCAGGGCCCCUCUCCUGCCAAGCUGGCCGCCGAGCCUGCUGUCUGGCUGUGGGAGAGCGACAGCUUGGGACCCCACUGUCCCUCUGCUGAUAGAUUUCCCGCCAAUAAACCCCGUUUUAUAUCUCA